This is a messenger RNA of Mesorhabditis spiculigera, 915 nucleotides long. NCBI's taxonomy places the organism in Eukaryota, Metazoa, Nematoda, Chromadorea, Rhabditida, Rhabditidae. The record is from the annotation of a GenBank genome assembly.
AUGCCGCAAAAGCCGAGCGACAAGCAAAUGGAGGGAUACAAGCAGAACAACCCGAAACUCCAAAUUCUGACCACCUCGACCGGGGCCCCCAUCCACGAGAAGAAGGCCGUCCUCACCGUGGGCCCGCGGGGACCGAUGCUAAUGCAGGAUGUGGUCUAUAUGAACGAGAUGCAACACUUCGACCGCGAGCGUAUCCCGGAGCGCGUCGUACACGCCAAGGGGGCUGGCGCCCACGGCUAUCUGGAGAUCACCCACGACAUCAGCAAGUACACCCGAGCCGAGGUGUUCUCGAAAGUCGGCAAGCAGACGCCGUGCUUCGUCCGUUUCUCCACUGUUGGUGGCGAGUCCGGCUCCUCAGACACCGUCCGUGACCCGCGCGGCUUUGCCAUGAAGUUCUACACGCAGGAGGGCAACUGGGACUUGGUUAACAGGAACACCCCCAUCUUCUUCAUCCAUGACCCGAUCUUCUUCCCCUCAUUUGUCCACACCCGGAAGAGAAACCCGCGGACGCACUUGAAGGACCCGGAACGCCAUUUUCGACUGCAACCACCGCCCGGAGGCCAUCCACCAGGUGAUGUUCCUCUUCUCGGACCGCGGCACCCGGAUGGCCAUCGCCACAUGAAUGGCUAUGGCUCGCAAACCUUCAAGCUGGUGAACAAGGACAACGAGGCGGUGUACUGCAAGUUCCACUUCAAAACGAAACAGGGCGUCAAGAAUCUCCCCGUCGACAAGGCUAACAAGUUGGACUCUGACGAUCCAGUUUACUCGAUUCGUGACCUGUCUAAUGCUAUUGAAUCUGGAGAUUUUCCACAGUGGAAUGUGUUUAUUCAGGUGAUGACCUUCGGGCAGGCCGAGAAAUUUGAGUUCAACCCCUUCGACGUGACUAAGGUGUGGUCCCCAGAAGGACUUACCCUC